This is a messenger RNA of Pistacia vera, 1208 nucleotides long. RefSeq names its product probable proteasome inhibitor. Gene Ontology annotation, biological process: proteasome-mediated ubiquitin-dependent protein catabolic process. The record is from RefSeq and is a predicted model, not a curated record. Gene Ontology annotation, molecular function: proteasome binding; endopeptidase inhibitor activity. Lineage: Eukaryota; Viridiplantae; Streptophyta; Magnoliopsida; Sapindales; Anacardiaceae. The coding region runs from base 111 to 998 and encodes 295 amino acids. The transcript has 9 exons.
AACGGAACCGCCAUAUCUCUCACCGUCUUUUGAUUUCUCAAAAGAAUUCCCUCGUACUCUCUAAAACCAACCAGAAUCAAACCGAAACCGAAUCAUCCAAACAGCCAGCUAUGGUCGACGAGAAAUCUGUGAUGGCCGUGAUUAGGGCCGCCAGGCCAACCUUUAGAAACAAUCACGAUAAACUUGCCUUCUUAGUUCACGCUUCUUUUCUCGCCUCGGGACAUGUGUUAACCGCCACCGGCUCUUCCGCUGAUGCUUCCUUCUCCUCUCCCUCCACUGAUGAGGUGGGACUUGAUCAAUGGAACGACCUGGAAGAUAAUUACGCGUUUGUGUAUAUAAACCCUGAGAACGGUUCAAAGAAAGUGCUGGUGAAGUGUCUCGUGAUGGGCAACAUACUGGUCGUGGACGCCUUGGCUCAAGGGGCGUCUGAACCCGUACAUCUCGAAAUUGAUGUUGGGCAAUACGUUGAGGAAGACGGCACCGCGAAUUACUCUGGGCAGUUCAAGAAUUUGGAUAAGCUUGUUAAGUUUUUAGAUACUGAGAUUUUGAGUAAAUUAAAUGGUUCUCCGAAACUAUCAAGUUUGGUAACUGGCGAGGGGUCAAGGCGUAAUAUAAAUGAUCAUGGUGUUGGAAUUUAUGAGCCUACGGGCCCUCAACCUCAUCCUUCAGGAGUCGUGCUUCCUCCUGUUAAUCCAGGUGGUGUUAGUGAUCUUUUUCCUGGUUCUGGUGCUGGAAUGUACCCAAGAAGGGAUCCUGGCAGCGGUGGCAGCAUGCUUAUAGGACCAGAUGAUCCUCGCUGGUUUGGUGGAGGAAUUGGUGGAGAGCCUGGCUUCUUCGGAGGACAACCGGGUGUUCCUCCAGGUGCUCGUUUUGAUCCCUAUGGCCCACCAGGUGUUCCGGGCUUUGAGCCCAACAGAUUUGCAAGGAACCCUCGAAGGCCCGGUGGUGGGAAUCAUCCAGACCUGGAGCACUUCCCUGGUGGUUCGGAUUUUAUUUAGGGAUUUCCCUAUUAAAGAGUGUCGUCAAUAAUGUUUACUAGAGUUAGAAUUAAAUACAUGAUUUCCAGUUUAUACUUCCUUGGAAUUUUUUCCUAUUUAUUUUGUUCGGGUGAGACUGGAAACAUGUUGUAAGCUUUUAGUUUAUAUAUAUAAAUAGUUUGAAGAGGUUUAAGUUGUGUAUUAUGAUAUUUUCACUUGAAAGUAAAAGAA